AUGGCGCCCUUUGCAGCAUUAUAUGGACGACCUUGUAGAUCACCGAUUUGUCUGGCGAAAGUGGGUGAUGCAAAUCUGAUAGGACCCGAACUUGUUCUAGAAACUACUGAGAAGGUCAAAUUGAUCCGACAACAGUUAAAGAUUGCUCAAGACUGUCAAAAGAAUUAUGCAGAUAGGAGAAGAAGGCCAUUGAUGUUUGAAGUAGGUAGCCACAUGUUUCUAAAGGUGCAACCUAGGCGUGGCGUCGUACGUUUCGGGAAAAAGGGAAAGCUGUCACCACGAUAUAUUGGGUCUUUUGAAGUAUUGGAAAGAUUGGGCGAAGUAGCAUAUAGACUAGCUCUACCUCCGCAGUUAGCAGGGAUACACGACGUCUUCCAUAUAUCUAUGUGGAGAAAAUACAUCGCUGACCCAUCAGACGUCCUCAAAUGGGAAGAAAUCAGUCUUGACAAAGAUGUUACAUUUAAGGAAGGACCGGUAGCAAUACAGGAUAGUCGAGAGAAGAACCUUAGAGGCAAAAUGGUUCACUUGGUAAAAGUACUGUGGCAUCAUUGGGGAAUUGAGGAAUCUACUUGGGAAUGCCAGGAUUGGGUGAAGGCAAACUACCCCGAGCUUUUUCGAAGGCAGUAUGUAGUUGUAUUUUGGGGACGAAAUUGUUUUAAGGGGGAUAGGUUGUAA
Camellia sinensis is the source of this 675-nucleotide messenger RNA. RefSeq lists its product as uncharacterized. Lineage: Eukaryota; Viridiplantae; Streptophyta; Magnoliopsida; Ericales; Theaceae. The record is from RefSeq and is a predicted model, not a curated record.